Prionailurus viverrinus (fishing cat) is the source of this 2381-nucleotide messenger RNA. It is a transcript of the gene HDX, whose product is annotated as highly divergent homeobox. Gene Ontology annotation, molecular function: DNA-binding transcription factor activity, RNA polymerase II-specific; RNA polymerase II cis-regulatory region sequence-specific DNA binding. Gene Ontology annotation, biological process: regulation of transcription by RNA polymerase II. The record is from RefSeq and is a predicted model, not a curated record. Bases 45 to 2123 code for a protein of 692 amino acids. The transcript has 10 exons. NCBI's taxonomy places the organism in Eukaryota, Metazoa, Chordata, Mammalia, Carnivora, Felidae.
UUGGGGAUCCUCCGAUCCUUCCAGUGACCGCACCACGCUGCGAGAUGAACCUGCGUUCUGUAUUUACUGUAGAACAACAAAGGAUUUUACAGCGUUAUUACGAAAAUGGAAUGACAAAUCAAAGUAAAAAUUGCUUUCAGCUCAUAUUACAGUGUGCACAGGAGACUAAGCUGGACUUCAGUGUAGUCAGGACGUGGGUUGGCAAUAAGAGAAGAAAAAUGAGUAGUAAGAAUUCUGAAUCAGGAGCAACAACAGGAACUCUUCCCAGUACCUCUUUGGCAGCUCCGGACAUUACAGUCAGAAAUGUAGUUAACAUCACUCGACCGUCAAGCCAACAGUCUUCUUGGACAUCUGCCAAUAAUGAUGACAUUGUAACUAAUGCAUACAGUCCAGCAAGUUCAUCAAGUAGGCAAGGGACAACCAAACAUUCAGAUACACAAAUUACAGAAGCACAUAAAAUUCCUAUUCAGAAAACUGCCAGUAAAAAUGAUACUGAGUUUCAGUUGCACAUUCCUGUUCAAAGACAAGUAGCACACUGUAAAAAUGCUUCUCUGCUCUUAGGUGAAAAAACAAUUAUCUUGUCAAGACAGACAAGUGUGCUAAAUGCUGGAAAUUCAGUAUACAGUCACACAAAGAAAAACUAUGGAAGCUCUUCAAUGCAGGCCUCUGAGAUGAUGGUACCUCAAAAGCCAUCUAUGUGCCACCGACCUUGCAAAAUUGAACCAGUUGGAAUUCAGAGGUCAUAUAAGCCUGAACACAUGAGUCUAGCAUCACAAAACUUAUGUGGGCAAAAGCCACCUAUUAGAGACCCUUACUGUAGAACGCAAAACUUGGAAAUCCGUGAAGUAUUUUCAUUGGCUGUUAGUGAUUACCCCCAGAGAAUUCUGGGAGGAAAUGCCCCACAGAAGCCUAGUUCAGCAGAAGGAACUUGUUUGUCCAUUGCAAUGGAGACUGGAGAUGCUGAUGAUGAGUAUGCCAAAGAAGAAGAGUUGGCAUUGAUGGGAGCACAGAUACCAAGCUACUCAAGAUUUUAUGAAAGUGGCAGAUCCCUUGGAGCAGAGAACCAAAGUACAGUACUUCCUGGACCAGGAAGAAAUAUGCCAAAUUCACAAAUGGUGAAUAUUAGAGACUUGGCAGACAAUGUACUCUAUCAAAGCAGAGACUACCAUUUGACACCACGGACCUCAUUGCAUUCAGUAGCUACUACGAUGUACAGUAAUACAAAUCCAUCACGGAGUAAUUUUUCUUCACAUUUCGCAUCAUCAAACCAAUUGAAGUUAUCACAAAACCAAAACAAUUACCAGAUUUCAGGAAACCUUACUGUGCCUUGGAUUACAGGGUGUUCUAGAAAAAGAGCACUACAAGACCGCACUCAGUUCAGUGACCGAGACUUAGCCACCCUUAAGAAGUACUGGGACAAUGGCAUGACCAGCCUUGGUUCUGUGUGUAGAGAGAAAAUUGAAGCAGUUGCAACUGAAUUAAAUGUUGACUGUGAAAUAGUUCGGACUUGGAUUGGGAAUAGAAGAAGGAAAUAUCGUUUAAUGGGGAUUGAAGUUCCACCUCCAAGAGGAGGCCCUGCUGAUUUUUCUGAGCAGCCUGAGUCUGGUUCUUUGUCUGCACUCACAUCAGGAGAGGAAGCUGGUCCAGAAGUAGGGGAGGAUAAUGACAGAAAUGAUGAAGUAUCCAUCUGUUUGUCUGAAGGAAGCUCUCAAGAAGAGUCCAAUGAAGUUCCAAAUGAGGCAAGGGUUCAUAAGGAGGAGGACCACCAUGCAGUAUCCGCAGAUAAUGUGAAAAUAGAAAUUAUUGAUGAUGAAGAAAGUGACAUGAUAAGUAAUUGUGAAGUUGAACAAGUGAAUUCUCUCUUGGAUUAUAAGAAUGAAGAAGUCAGAUUCAUUGAAAAUGAGCUAGAGAUUCAAAAGCAAAAAUACUUUAAACUUCAGACAUUUGUUAGAAGCUUGAUAAUAGCUAUGAAAGCUGAUGAUAAGGAACAACAGCAGGCACUGCUGUCAGAUUUACCUCCUGAAUUAGAAGAGAUGGAUUUCAACCAUGCCUCGCCGGAGCCUGAUGAUACCUCAUUCAGUGUGUCUUCUUUAUCAGAGAAAAAUGCCUCAGACAGUUUGUAAUUUGAGGGGGCAUAUAUGACACAGCAUUUUGGCUAAGAGGUGUGCAUUUCAAGAUAACUGCAUUCUGUUGCCUCAAAAUUCUUCAGUUGGAAAAACAUAUUGUUGAAACUGACAUGCCCUGUGAAGAAUGGACAAGAUAUAAUGGCUACAGUGUAAAAAAUGUAUGUGAAAUUUAAAAGCAGUGUUUGAGAAUUUUUUUCCAAAUUGGUAAAACUCUGGUGAAAAUUGUAUUUAAAUUUUAGGAAUUUAGCUAUGAAA